This is a messenger RNA of Candidula unifasciata, 250 nucleotides long. NCBI's taxonomy places the organism in Eukaryota, Metazoa, Mollusca, Gastropoda, Stylommatophora, Geomitridae. The record is from the annotation of a GenBank genome assembly.
AUGCUCCCACAAGGGUUUCUCCAACAGGCCCGGUGUGAAUCACAAUGUGGACUUUCCGAAAGAGUUAACAGUGGCAGGUACAGACAGAGAAGAGGUCUUUUUCAUAGCCCCAACAGGCCGGGUAUAAAUCACAGUGUGGUCUCUACCCAAAGAGUUAACAUUUGCAAAUACAAACAGCGAAGAGGUCUGUUUCAUAGCUCCAACAGACCGGGUAUGAAUCACAGUGUGGUCUCUACUCAAAGAGUUAACA